Messenger RNA from Halteromyces radiatus, 1500 nucleotides. RefSeq lists its product as uncharacterized. NCBI's taxonomy places the organism in Eukaryota, Fungi, Mucoromycota, Mucoromycetes, Mucorales, Cunninghamellaceae. The record is from RefSeq and is a predicted model, not a curated record. The transcript has 2 exons. The coding region runs from base 1 to 1449 and encodes 482 amino acids.
AUGAGAACACGGUAUCGAACAGAAAAAAAAAAAAAACGGAUUUUGGCUUUUCUUUCGUUUUUUUUUUCUUUCCUUUUUUUUUCCAACUUCACUUUUUAUUAUAUAUAUCUUUCUCUCCUUUUUUCAUAUUUAUUUUUUGAAAAGCAUUGGUAUUUUACAUGUAUGAUGCCAAGCAAAGUAACUCUCUCUUCACCUCCUGUACAACUAGCCAGUUUGAAUGACGGUACUAAUGAAUUCCAGCCAACUUCCUUGGAAGAUCCUUCUCAGCAACACCAACAACAACAACAACAACAACAAGAACAAUACCUACCUACUGAGACAAUGAGACCUCCUACACCACCCAAACCAAAGCAAUCAAUGCCUGCCUGGAAACAAGCGAGACAACAACGUAAAGAGAGCAGUAAUAAUACAAGUGACCAACAUUAUAGCAAAGUCACUGAUCAACAACAUAUCACAAAAUCAUCUAGUAACAAUAGGAACACUGGAAAAUCAACCAAUAACGCCUAUGAUUACGAUCAAUAUCUAUAUCAUCAACAAGCACUACAAGCUGAAAGUAUCAAAAAGCGCCCAGGACACAUGGAUGAAUUAUUUAUAAUGGAGGAACAAUUGAAUCAUACGUGUCGAGAACGCGAUCAACUUGUGGAAGAAAACUCGACUCUCAAAUAUUAUCUUCAUCAUUUACAAUAUCGAUUACAACAUGCAGAAUAUAUGUGGCAACGUUAUUAUUCUCAGCUUAAGGAUGAUAAAUCUCUUCCUUCCGCAGCACGUCAACAAAGACCACCAUAUCCCUAUUCAUAUCACGAUUAUUUCACUCCUUCACUACCUAUUUUUGGUCCUCCUACGAUGAUGGAUUUUCCUCCACCCAUGAUGUCUUCAUUGAACCUAUCUGAUAUCUCCAACCAUCACAGCAAUCGAAGGGCAAGACGACAUCGAAGCAAAAGUCUACCUCGAAAUAUCUCUCGACAUGGUGACAACGAAAAAGAUGAUGAUGCACCUUAUAUUCGACAACCUAUGAUGUUUCAACCUCCUAUGUUUGUACCACCCUCUGUUCCUAUGAUGAACAAGUUACCUACUGGAAGACCACCUAUACAACAUUUACCAAGAGGAAGAAUGAAUAUGGAAAACAAUGAUGAUAGUGAUUCGGAAGAGUUGGGUGAUUUUCUAGGACAAAAGAAACGUUCUUAUGGACUUAAGACAAAUCCAAUUUUUCCACCUCAUGCUUUUUAUCCACCUUUCCAUCAACAUCCUCCUUCUUUUGGUGAAAAUGAUGAUUAUUAUUCUGGUCAACAAAAUGAAGAAUGGCUUAUGGAACGACACAAUACAAGCAGAGCUAGCAAACAUGGUGUAUUUGAUGAUCCUCACAGCGCCGACAUUUACAACAGACCAUUUAGGUCAUCGCAACAACCCUUAUUUUAUGGACAAGAACCGUCUUAUGAACGUCGACGUUAGUAUAGUAUUUUAUUUGUUUUGAAUAUCAAUAAAAGAAUAUAUUAAAAAAGU